Messenger RNA from Cannabis sativa, 1788 nucleotides. Its product is annotated as putative glutamine amidotransferase GAT1_2.1. The record is from RefSeq and is a predicted model, not a curated record. The transcript has 4 exons. NCBI's taxonomy places the organism in Eukaryota, Viridiplantae, Streptophyta, Magnoliopsida, Rosales, Cannabaceae. Gene Ontology annotation, molecular function: hydrolase activity, acting on carbon-nitrogen (but not peptide) bonds, in linear amides. Gene Ontology annotation, cellular component: cytosol. The coding region runs from base 117 to 1493 and encodes 458 amino acids.
AAUAGAUAAUGAUAUAUUUUAAUUAAGUGUUACCCAAAUCGACCUUACCAGUUACCCCAUACUUGCGUCUCUGUCUUGUUAUACAAAAAUUCUAUAAAUAGAGAGAGCCCUUAACCAUGGGAUCACAAAUCAAAGAACUCAACAAUAAUAUCACACCCUUGGCAAUGUCUUCCGAUCUCUCUGAUAUCCUCCCUCGCGUGCUUAUCGUAUCCAGACGUAGCGUUCGAAAGAAUAAAUUUGUAGAUUUCGUAGGAGAAUACCAUCUUGAUCUUAUAGUAAAUUAUGGUGCGGUACCCGUAAUAAUCCCAAGAGUUUCUGGGGUAAACACGUUGUUGAGAAGCUUUGAGCCCAUCCAUGGCGUCCUGCUAUGCGAAGGAGAAGAUAUCGACCCGUCUCUGUACAAAGGAGAAUUGGAUCAACCUUCGGACCUUUCGCCGCAAGAACUGGAAGAGAUUAAGAAUCUUCAUGCCAGUGACACAGCCAUUGACCGUGAAAAGGACUCCAUUGAGUUGAGUCUUGCUAAGCUUUGUUUGGAGAGGAACAUACCUUAUUUGGGAAUAUGUAGGGGUUCCCAAGUCUUAAACGUGGCCUGUGGAGGUACCCUUUAUCAGGACGUUGAGAAAGAGCUCUCUAAAAAUGUCAAUAAACAAGAAAGUGAAAGUAAUAACACUAAUGACAAUAACAAAGUUAUGCAUAUUGACUAUGAUAACUAUGAUGAUCAUAGACAUGUUGUCAAACUCGUAAAAGACACCCCAUUGAAUGAAUGGUUCAAAGAUUCAUUGGAUGAAGAGAAAAUGGAGAUUUGGGUAAAUAGUUAUCACCACCAAGGAGUCAAGAAAUUGGCUCAAAGAUUUGUGCCGAUGGCGUUUUCCCCAGAUGGUUUAAUAGAAGGGUUUUAUGACCCAGACGCUUACAAUCCCGAGGAGGGUAAAUUUAUUAUGGGUCUACAAUUUCACCCAGAAAGAAUGAGAAAGCCAGAUUCUGAAGAAUUUGAUUAUCCGGGCUGCCCGUCUGCUUAUCAGGAAUUUGUUAAGGCGGUGAUUGCUUAUCAAAAGAAGCUGACUAAUUGCUCUACAACAGUUACCAAACAAUUAAAGGUCGAUCAAGAAUUGGAGAAAAAGAGAAAAGUUAUUGCCAGAAGUUUCUCACUUGCUAGAAACCUUUAUGCCACCGGCCAUGAAAUGGAUUCAAAGGAAGAAUCUGAACUUGAAGCGGGAGCCGAAUUCCUCAAAUCGAAUACAGCAUUGAGUUUACAACAAGAGAAUAGGCUGAAACAAAUGGGGGCAACCGUUAGGAAUGCCAAUUCUUAUAUAAAGAAGUUGAAGUUGAAUGAGGAAAGACAAACAGUGGCUCGAAAUGUGAUGGGCAAAAUGUCUGUAGAGCAGUUAUCUGAUCUCAUGUCGUUUUACCAUAUGAUGGGUCAAAUUUGCUCAGAAGUCCUUGAGACAAAGCUAAGUAGAGUUGUCCCCGAUGGCUUUACCAGCAACCAAUAAUUUACUAUUAUUAUUAUUAUUAUGAACAGGUUCCCUGGAGAUUAGGAUAUCGACUUAUAAGAACAGUGUCUCAUGAAUCAUGAUGAAGAUCUGUUUCACUUUUAGUUUCACUCACAUGAAUCUUUGCAAGUCGAUGCGGGCUCUUUUUCUCCCCCUUUUAUGCUUUGCUUUUUAUUUUAUUUAUUUUUUUAUUUGUCUUUAGUAUCAAACUAUCUUUAUGUGUUACUAUUAGAAAGAGUUGUUGUAACUUUUUGUUCAAGUAUAUAAUUUAAAACUCCAUAAAAGUUGCAACAUA